Messenger RNA from Tuber aestivum (summer truffle), 3147 nucleotides. NCBI's taxonomy places the organism in Eukaryota, Fungi, Ascomycota, Pezizomycetes, Pezizales, Tuberaceae. The record is from the annotation of a GenBank genome assembly.
AUGCGAAUCAAUCAGCUAACAUUUCCUUUAGACGGUCAUACCUCGGAGGAUAUAGUUGCAUCAGGAAUACAACAACUGGAACCCCCCACGGGCGCGGAGGUCUGCGGCAACUACACUAUUGUAGUCGAUGAUUCCAGUAGUUUCUUUUCGCUAGAGUUGCCAGCUGAGACUGAUAGCGGGAGUUGUUACUCACCCAGUAAUGCCUCCGCUCUUUCCUCCAGUAAUUCCGAACACUCAGGAUCAUCGCAACCAUGUGAGCCCGAAUCGCCAGUACCUCCAGCUGGGACUCAGCAUGAUAUUCUUGUGGAAUAUCUAGUAUCCCUGCUCCAAUGGAAUUUGCCCCGCUGCUCUCAUGCUAUACCGGGAAAGGAGCCAGCCCAUACUGAGCCAGUAGAGGACAUGUCCGAUGAAGGAGGUACUACAUCAGCUGGUUAUACAACUGUGAAGCCAGGAUAUAGCCAGUCACUUAAAGUGGCAAUCGAUACUUUACCAAUGGUUCUGGCGGAGAUGGAGUUUUUACGGGAUGAGUCUUACAACAUAUCCACCUCCAUUGCCAAUACAGCCUAUGCGGGAGUUUACCACAAUGCCGGCAACCUCGAGUGUGAGGCCUUGUGUUUCACAACCGGAAUGUCUUAUCAUAAAUCUGUUGUUAGACCAACCAGGGCUUUUGAUAUUGAUAGUAUUCUCGCAUUUCCCUCCAGUCUUGCUGUGGCCCGAAAUGGUAUAAGUGUAUGCUUCACUCCUGGCCAGUACCGCAACAUUGACUCCGACUUGCACAUUGAUGUUCCAUUCCUAGGACACCGGAGUAAUGGGCCAGGACCUCGACUCCCACAAACAAUCGCAAUCCGUAAGGUUCCUCAUUUCCACUUAGGCCACUUGUAUGGCCAGAACGACUAUACCCUAUAUGUCUUAUUUCUGAACUUAAUUGACCCAACACGUAAAUCAAACUUCCUUACUGGUUAUGAGCUGGAAAGGUUCAUGGACAACAUUAUGCUGCCGGCACUAUAUUCUUCAUGUCCCGCAUCACUUCUGCAGCAUCUUCCAGGUAGUUUUGAACAAGCACACCUUGCAAGUAGUGUUGGUGUUACUGGGAUGCCUGGAAUUCCAAACUCCGGCAGUGAGUGGCGGAAACCAUUUUUCUAUACUAUCCCAUCUCGCUACCUUGCUUCCAUAUGGGAUACGAUAUUACAGCUCGUAUUAACACCAGGGCUGCAUGAUUAUGGACAACCACAAAUAUUUAUCAAUGCCAAGAAUCUAAAAUUAGGAUGUAGUGGAAGUGACCUUGAGGAACUUAUUCCUCAUUUUAUGACAUCUUGGAAUCGCUCAUGUGAUAUGAGUUUUCUUACGAAGGAGAAUCUUUGGAUCGAUAUUGGUAGCGAAUUCGUCCAUGAUAAGGAGGCAACACAACAAGAUAGGCAUGACAUAAUGGGUGCACCCUCUGGACUCGAGAAGAGUUAUUUUAUGUUUUUUUGGCGCCAGUGCUGCUUGCAAGGUCUGGAGGCCUCCUUUAGAGACCUAUACCUGGGGGACCAUUACUGCAGUUCCUACUAUACACAAUGUCUCUCCCAGGAAUUAGCCAAUUUAACCAUGGAGCCAGGAAAGCGACAUCCUGCACGGGCGCAUGGCUUUGCCUACUCACAAUUUUACGCUACUAGCAAGGAGAUCUUCGACUGCGGUAAAGUGUAUCCCUUCGAAAACCCUGUCCUGGAGAUUUUAGCUGUUGACCCCAAACUCCAUGAUAUGUGGAACAAUAUUGCAAAACAGACACCAUUCAAUUUGAAGAAAAUUGAAAGAGAAUAUGCAACUUCUAAGGCACGGGCCAUGGCCGGGUUAUCGGCUGCUGAGAAUAAAUCGUUCGGAGUACGCCAAGAGCACCGGAUCACCUAUGGACUUCUCUCUACCAUCCUCACCCACUUGCGUAAACAGAGAAUUCAACCCCCCGAUUCCUUUCAUUGUGGAACCCAUACGAAUAUGUUCCCCGAUAGCAUCAUCUUAAUUCCCAGUCCUGAAAUGGCUUUGUACUUUCUCAGUAACCUCAACAAAUUUUGCUUUGGAUUCGAAUACACUUUGUGCGAGAGUCGGAAGCGUGGCCUUGACUGGGAAAAUACACGGGUAAUGAUUAUGUUUCUGCGGCUGAUACGAAUAGUGGUCAAGGGUGCAAACCUAUCCCAAUUUCCCGCCUUCAUACGGUCCUUUCCCACCAAUGCCGCUAGUGAUCUCUCCAGAGCUGGUCUGGGCCUUGUGGACACUUUAACCACCCGUGGAUAUGCUUUCCUUCCUGCCAAUGUAAUAGACUGGAAAGUUCUGCGCUUCAAUUCGGAUACGGUUAACGGCGAACAUUUUUCUAUCCCAUGGGUUAAGCGGCUGUAUAAGUCCCGGUGGAGUGUAAUACAUCAUACUACACGCUUAUACGAUCAAGUCAACCAGGUGUUAGAAAACCUUGCACGACAUCCCGCCAAUAUUCGCCUGCGGAUUACCACCUGCCUGGUUUUAAGUUGCGCUCUUAUUGAAUCGUUUCGGCAAGAUGUUUGGGAUGACUUGGAAAAGGACCAAAUAGUAGUUUUAUCUGCGGAGAAUUCUUUGAGCCAGUCUUUCCCCCCUCUUUGUUUAACAACUCUACGCCAGGUCUACAAGCAGGAUCUCACACGAUUCAAGUUUGUGCAGGAUUAUAAUCGCCAUAGGUUGCACCCGUUUGAUCGCGUUACAUAUUUGUGGGACUAUGAUGCAAUACGGAACCGAACGGGAUGGGAGGCAAAGCCAUGGCGACGUAUGUUUCACAAUGUGUGUGAAAAACUUGCAGCACUUUAUCCGGACCACCUAGUGUCACAACACUUCCGCGAGAAUCAGUUUCUUCGAUUUCUGCGACAUAAUUUAAUUUUUCCACAACCGGUGAAUGGAACCUUUCAUUCCUAUUGUCGGCAAAAUCAAGGUAUACGGCAGUGAUCCUGGUACUGCGCAUACAACAUAGAUAAGGCGUAUCGAUGGGAGACCAAUGCCUGGCAGACGGGAUCACCGAAGGCUGGGUACCACAAUCCAGAGGUUCCACCACAACUCAAGUUUGGACUCCAGGAUAUCUCGGAAUUACUGGACUGUGUAGAGGAAGCUGGUGUCUUGCAUGACAAGUUGGAGGCAAUAGGCCGUCAAUAA